AUGGAUCAACUAAUCACACUUUAUCAUGAGUGUUGUGCAACUUAUCAUGUUGAACCCAACGAAACGGUUGUAGGAGAAAUUGAAAAGGCAUCACACGGCGAUCAUCAAACAAAAACAUUUAAUCUAUCUUCAUUAAGCAUUCCAGAAGCACAAUAUACAGUAUUAGGAAAAAUUUUUUCACGUGACUUUUUAUUUACCAGUAUUCAUCUUAAUGAUUGUAAUUUAUCAAAUGAAGCUCUACAAGCUUUUCUUCAUGGACUAGUGACGAAUACAACAUGCAAAACAUUGGAAUUAAAGGGAAAUCGUAUUCAUGGAGCUGGUACAGAAGCAUUAGCACAAGUUCUACGAAGAAAUCAAACGUUACAAAAUUUACGACUUGAAUGGAAUCAAAUCGGUGCAAUGGAUUCUCCAGCUUUUAGUAGUUUUUGCGAUGCUAUUAGUAUGAAUAAAAGUUUAAUUGAACUCGAUUUACGUAACAAUGAUAUUAGUCAUGUUGGUGGAUCUGAAUUAGCAGCGGUAUUAAAACGAAAUGUGACAUUGCGUAUCUUAGAUCUUCGUUGGAAUAACAUUGGACCAGUGGGUGGACGAGCUUUAUUAGCUGUAUGUCAAUCAAAUUCAACUCUGAAUGAAAUACAAUUAACUGGUAAUAAUGUACCCGAUGAUAUCAUGCAAAAUAUCAAUAAUGCAUUAGCAAAAAAUACUGAAAAACGUCAGGUGCAUUUUGGACAUUCGAAAAAUAUGGCUGUCAUUGCAAGACAACUACAAAAUGUUCAUACAGAAAAAGAUCGACAAAUCACAAGUGUACUUCAGCGUGUAUCAAUACAAGAACAAGCCAUGCUCAAAGCAAAUAAAUCUUUAGCUGACAAAGUUAAAAAAUUACAAGAUGCAUUAACUGAUCACAAAUUAGCAUUUAAUGCUGUAUCAGCAAAAAAUGCAUUACUCGAAGCAGAUAUAACGGUUGCAACACAACAAUACAAUGAUGCACAACAUGAUAUCAAAAAGUUGAAAAUUGAAAAAGAUCAAUUGUUACAUCAAACUCAACGAGACUAUCAACAAGAAAAAGAUGGAUUAUUCAAUAUUCAAGAGAAACUUCAACGAGACUUGAAUGAAAGUUUAGAAACACAACGGCGCCUAAGCGAAAAAGUUCAUGAUCUUGAACGAAAAAAUGAAACAUUGCAAACAACAGUUCAUGAACUUCGAGAGGCUAUAACAAUCAAUGAUCGUGAUCAUCAUUUGAAAAUUGCAUCGUUAGAUGAUGAAAAUCAACGUCUAAAAUUGAAGCAUAAAGAAGAUUUAAAAGAUCAUGAACUCAUGAGUACGCGAGAAAGUCAACGUUUAAAAGAAUCCUAUGAAACGAGAGAACAAAAUCUAAAAGAACAAGUAACAAAACUUGAAAAUUUUCGAACAGCAUUAGAACGAGAAGUAAAUUCUUUAAAAUCAACUAUAUCAACGCAAAAGUUAAAUUAUGAAGAAAACUUCCAACAAGAGAAAUUACGCUUGAAAAAUGAAGAAGAAAAAAAACAGCAUGAACUUCAAGAUCGUAUAAGUUCAUUGAUAACAACAAGAGAAGAUCUCGAAUCUCGAUAUGGUCAACAGCUGUUAUGUAAUCGAGAGUUUCAACAAAAAAUUAAUUUUCAACUAGUUGAAAUUGAAACGUUGAAACGACAAAUAGAAUCAGUUCAAACGUCUAAUCUUAGUAAAGAUACAGAAAUCCUUGAAAGUCGCGAAAAACUUAAAACUGAUUUUGAAAAAAGAUUACGUUUGAUUCAAAAAGAUAUUGACAUUAAUACAGAACUAAAAGAUCGUAUAAAACAAUUAGAAAAUGAUUUGAAAGGUAAUUACACUUUAACUCUAUUAGAAAUAUAUUAUUUUUCAUCAAUAGAUCAACGUUUUAAUGAUCGAAAUACAAUACGUGAACUUGAAACACGUUUAGCCGAUAUACAAACAAAAUUAAAUCAACGAGAACAAGAAGUUAGUCGAUUGAAACAUGAUGAAGAGAGACGACUGCAUUUUUUACGUACAGCUAUGUUAGAUUAUAUUGGUCGUGGAACAAAAGCAAAUUAG
Molecule: messenger RNA, 2064 nt
Organism: Rotaria socialis
Lineage: Eukaryota; Metazoa; Rotifera; Eurotatoria; Philodinida; Philodinidae
Source: the annotation of a GenBank genome assembly